Molecule: messenger RNA, 2546 nt
Organism: Cicer arietinum (chickpea)
Lineage: Eukaryota; Viridiplantae; Streptophyta; Magnoliopsida; Fabales; Fabaceae
Source: RefSeq, a predicted model, not a curated record
AUUUUCAAUUGUAAAAGAAAAACCGCGGCAAAGCCGCCAUAUACACACUCUCAAAUUCGCUCGCGUUUCUUCCUUCGUCUGAAACUCCAAUGGAGCAUCCUCAUAUUCACAGCGACAGUACAGAGGUAGUUGAAGAUUCCCCAAUGGAAGUAGAUCAACGCCAAGAAGAUCAACAGAAAGAAGAGGAAGAUCCUUUUCUCAAUUUCGUCGAUCAAGCUAGAUUAGAACUGUUAUCGCUUGAAGACGAUUCAAAUAGAGACGAUUCGAAUUCAACUGGAUAUGGAUGGAGUUGGAUGGUAUCUCGUAUUCUUAAGACUUGCGUUACUUAUUCAAGCGGUGUUACUCCUGCUAUAUUGCUCUCUGAACUCUCUCAGGCGUGGAGUGAGCAACGCAGGGUUGCUGUACCGAAGAAGAGACUUGAAUUGAUUAAUCAGCUCAAGAAAAAUCAUCGGAGGACAAAGCUUCCAAACACGGUUACCAUUGAUUCCAUUUACGAGAAAAAAUUCAUUGGUUUGAACAGUGUUCUAGAAGCUGUAAUUAUUGAUGCAUAUGUACUUCCAGGCACAAACAUCCACAUGCUUACAUUAGGGGAUUAUUGGAGCUCUAAUAUCAUAGAUCUCUAUCUACACCGUAGAUUCUACGACUUGGCAGGCCUGCCACAUGGAAUUCUGAAGAAAGGGAGGGAGGUUUUUCUCACUGGCUGCUACCUCCGAACUGCCACUGAAAGUUCUGGUCAUCCGCGUCUUUUGCCAACAGAAUAUCUUGCGAUUCUAUUGGAUGAGAAUCAGGAUGAUGAUGCAAUGCUGUUAGGAGCUCAGUUUUGUUCAGACUCAUUCUCUUCAAUUUCCUUGGACGCAGUAAACAAGGGGGCUUCUUAUUCACUUUAUGCCAGAAUUGAAAGCAUUGAAUCUGCGGAAAUUCAAGGGACAUUUGGGAUCUCACAAAGGAAACAGAUUACUCUUGUUGAUGGUGAUGGUGUCACAUUAAAAUUUUUCUUGUGGGGUGAGCAGAUUAUCCUUGCCAAUCUUUUCAGAGUAGGAAGCAUGCUUGCCUUGGACAAACCAUAUGUUGCAAGUUCUGUUGAGUGUGAUGUUGAAGCAAGCGAAGAAUAUUGUCUUGAAUAUGGAAGUGCAACACAAUUAUAUUUGGUGCCUUAUAUUCAACAUGAAGAACAGGUGUGCGUAGCAAUGACACCGAACCGUCAUCAAGGUUCAAGGCAAAUGGGUUCUUAUAAUCCCAGUCAGGGUCUCAGGUUCUCUCAAGUGAGCUUGCCUUGUGACUCUCAUGGUACUGUUGAUUUCAGUAAUUACCCUUUUCGGUCAUUAGUGGCCGACCUUCGUAACAAAAUGACUGGCAUCAGCCUCUAUGGUGUUGUUACAGAGGUUAACAAAGAAGAUAAUAACCAAGAGACUGUUUUUUCCUUAAGAAUCGCGGAUACUAGCGGAGAAAUCAGGGCAAAGCUUCAUUUUACCAGAUUUUGGUCAGUGGGAAGGGUGAGUCUCGGUCACACGGUAUUUAUAUCUGGCUUGACAUGCACCGCGUCAAAACGUCAAAAGCGUCUGGAAGUAUCAUGGUUUGAGAAUGGUUGCGGGGCUUCUUUCAUCAAUCUCAGUUGCUUACCAGCAUUGCUCAACUCAUCUUGCCUUCAUAAACUAUCGCAACUUAGUGAUAUUUCUCACCAGACUAGCUACGCUCAAGUAUGCCGAGUCUGGCUUGUUCCGAAUGAAUAUUAUUACGUGAAUACAAGAUUUUCACAUUCUCUCUGUGGCCACUUUGUCGACAAGAAGCCCGGUGGUUUUGUGGAAUGCAUUUUCUGUCAUAAAAUUUCUGAUGCAGAGGUUGUACGCACUUUCCAUUUGAAAAUUACCCUUGCAGAUAAGAGUACAAAAGUUUUAGCAUGGUGUACUGGUCAAACUGCAAUGGAUUUGUUGCAGAUAUCUCCUGAGGAGUUUUAUGACCUUCCCGAGGAAGAACAAUUGAUGUAUCCUUCGUCGUUAGAAAAUGAAAAGUUUAUGGUUGCAUUAGUAAAUUGUAAGCGGGAAGGUUGUGUGGCAUAUGACCUCUUACCAGAUGAUUCAAUUUCGUGGGAAAUCACCCGUGCAUACAAGUGUGAAUAAAUUAAUCGUAGCUGCACAUGGAACGGUGCCCUUCAAUUGUUGUAUAAAAUAAGGGAUACCGAAACCGCAACGUACUAACUUUGAAAUUGCGUUGAAGUAUUUUAAUUGGCGAUUCUUGAAUACUCGUCCAUUUUGAGACUAAGUCCAACAUCAUAACAUUAAGAAACACCACAUAGAUGAGAUCGUGUCCCAAGAGGAAAUGACUCGUAAACCAGCCAGUGAGGACAACCGAGUUGUCUUUUUAUUUAUGCAGCCUAGUUGUCUUUCUCACAAUGUAAUGAAACGUAUUUAUUGAAAGAAAAGGCGUAUUGAUGAUUAGCCUUUAUUUGUUUGAGGAAAAAUUGAGUAAAAAUAGAACGAUCUUAAUGUAAAGAUGUAUCAAAGUUCAAAGGCUCAAAAAUACGGUUUCAUCGUAUCAUCAUAUCAUCA